Messenger RNA from Ictalurus furcatus (blue catfish), 2015 nucleotides. Its product is annotated as synapse differentiation-inducing gene protein 1. Gene Ontology annotation, biological process: synaptic vesicle clustering; positive regulation of synapse assembly. The record is from RefSeq and is a predicted model, not a curated record. Gene Ontology annotation, cellular component: excitatory synapse; intracellular membrane-bounded organelle; synaptic vesicle membrane. Lineage: Eukaryota; Metazoa; Chordata; Actinopteri; Siluriformes; Ictaluridae. The transcript is spliced from 4 exons. Bases 1037 to 1873 code for a protein of 278 amino acids.
CCACACAGGGAGAACAUGCACACAAACUCCAUGCAGACAGUAACCAGAGCUCAGGAUCAAACCCAGGACCCAGGAGCUGUGAGGCGGAAACGCUACCCACUGCACUACUGCGUCGUGAAAAUAUGUCCCAGAUAACCAAAAAUCACUAAAAAUGCUAGAAAAAUGUCCCUUUUGUGUGUUCAUAGUUAGCGCCUUGAGGAUUUCCGAAAUGCAUCGUGUGUUUGAGUAUCUGUUUUGCAAAAGGAAAGAAUGCUUAGACAAGGUGGUGAAUUAAUUGUGUGGGAGAUAUACUCUCCUUUAGGUCUAAGCUCUGUCUACCUAGGAAAGUUCACUAGGUGGCAAUAUUACAUCAACUUAAGCGACACCAAACCAAACAAAGUUUGGGGAGAAAUUUAAUAGUCUAAUAGAUCGGAUUAGCCAAUUAUAAUCAAACAAUGAGUUUUCUCACACAUCAUACUUUAUACCUCUGUUGAAUUUUUUGUGAUCCGUAGGAGAAGAUUAUAUGCACAGAUGAAAUGGGAACAGGCCUAAUUCGGUUUAAAUUGGCUGCGCAGUGUGUUUAGGAUGUCCCAGAGCAGACUGCUCUUUAGGACCAAGAGGAGCGCGAGCGCACUUAUAUAGCUACAUGUGUACGGGCAGUACGCACGUUCAGGACACACACACGCACACACACAGCCACGACACCUUGGAUGAAACGUGUUUGCAAUGCAGGAAAAUUAAAUAAAUAAACAACAUGCAGCAUCCUCUACACCGCUUCCACACGAAAGGCGCGUCUACUCCAUCUGGCUGAUUUUCCUGAUCAUUUCACAAAUUUUACACGUUGUAUGGAUGUUUUUUGUUUAACCUUCUCGACAAUUGCACAUACACUAAGACGGACAUAAGGCACAGUGUUUUGAACGUCGAAUGGCACGCGCUCGGCUCGGAAGGAGAGAACAGGGCAAUGCUUCCACCUCAUGUUUCCUUUCAUGGAUCACUCAUGAAGCAAACUAGUGCCUGGACAGGGACCAUCCUCAUCAUCAGCGCUCACUAGGCCAGAAUGGAAUCAGGGCUCAGAACUGCCCCCAGAGCAGAAGAGGAGAAAUCUCCUCCUGCUCAGAGAAAGUUAUCAAGAGCAGGUGGUGGUGACCUGGGGCCUGAGUGCUGCAAAUGCAACGGUCGGAUCAACACCCGAAGCGUAAUGGUGGAGACCAAGGAAGGACGCGUGUCAGUGUACUCAGCCCCACAGUAUCAGAGCCAGGUGGUGGUCAAUUAUUCCCCCGAGCAUGCAGAUCAGGACAGAAAUGGGCACCAUCCGCAACUGCUCAACCCCAGUGCCUUGCCCCAGGCUCUGGACCCUUUUUAUAAGCCCAACCUCAUCCUGUACCCUGAAGGAGUUCUGAAAGUGUGGGGGGAGGGAAGCGACUGCUGUGAGACUACGUUCAUUGAGGACAUGGCUCCUGCUAACUCCGCUGCUACGGUUACUAAAGAUGGGCUCAUGUUCACUGACAACAAAUUCCUGGAUUUAUCUAUGGAGGAUACCAAGAUUCAUACACUGUCGUAUGAUGUGGAUGAUGACGAUGAGUUUGAAGAGCUGGAGAGUGAGUACUCAAGUGACUCAGAGAGUGAGGACAACUUCCUAAUGAUGCCCCCGCGAGACCACCUGGGCCUCAGUGUGUUUUCAAUGCUGUGCUGCUUCUGGCCGCUGGGCAUCGCAGCCUUCUACCUGUCUCAUCAGACUAACAAAGCAGUAAAUAAAGGGGACUUGCACCAUGCCAGCUCCAGCUCCAGACGUGCUCUCUUCCUGGCUGUGCUGUCCAUCACAAUCGGUACCGGCAUCUACGUUGGCGUAGCAGUGGCUCUUAUUGCAUACCUUUCCAAGAACAACCACUUGUAGCCUUGCCUUGCCUCCCAUCUUGCCACUGACUGUCGAUGUGGAUUUACUGUAAGGGCCACUUAUGGGUAUUGCACUGAGUAAUGAUCUACAUACUCUACAGCACUUUUAUGAAUCACAUGGAAUUUUUGAGUGGAUCCUCAUU